AUGACGAGCAAUGAGAGACCUAGAUUGUUUCUCCGUGAUCUUCUAUUUCGUAUAGAGAAUUCUGCGUUUAUGGAGAGUUCGAGCUCACUGAUGCUAGGCGAGAAGCUGUGCGCGGUGUUCAAACCACUGAUUGCCCUCGUUGAGGCUUUCAUCUUCAGCUUAGUUGGUUGCUUCGAUCGACAACGGCCUCAUCAGCGCCUCUCCUACACUUACGACGAAAUCGUUCGCCUUGCUGCCAGCUCUCCAUUUACUGUAAAUGAGGUGGAAGCGUUGCGCGAAUUGUUCAACCAGUUGAGUAGUUCGAUUCUUGAUGAUGGCUUAAUUCACAAGGAGGAGCUCAGGUUGGCGCUAUUCAAAACUCCAGCAGGUGAAAAUCUUUUCCUGGAUAGGGUGUUUGAUGUUUUCGACGAAAAGAAAAAUGGCGUGAUUGAAUUCGAGGGGUUUGUCCAUGCGCUUAGUGUUUUUCAUCCAUGUGCUCCUCUUGAAGACAAGAUUGAUUUCGCAUUUAGGUUGUAUGAUUUGAGACAAAGUGGAUAUAUUGAGCGGGAAGAAGUCAGGCAAAUGGUAGUUGCCACUUUGUUGGAAUCUGGCAUACAUGUGCCAGAUGAAACUCUUGAAGCUAUCGUCAAUAAGACAUUUGCAGAUGCUGAUUCUGACAAGGAUGAUAAAAUUAGCAAAGACGAAUGGAAAGCUUUUGCUCUUCAACACCCAACACUUCUAAAGAACAUGACGCUUCCACAUUUAAAGUUCCCUCACUUCAACUGGCUUGGGAUUGAGAAAGAGAAAAGCAACCCCAACCUCAACCUCAUCAAGAACCUCGUUUGA
Messenger RNA from Prunus armeniaca (apricot), 825 nucleotides. The record is from the annotation of a GenBank genome assembly. Lineage: Eukaryota; Viridiplantae; Streptophyta; Magnoliopsida; Rosales; Rosaceae.